Molecule: messenger RNA, 1939 nt
Organism: Malania oleifera
Lineage: Eukaryota; Viridiplantae; Streptophyta; Magnoliopsida; Santalales; Ximeniaceae
Product: protein DETOXIFICATION 19-like
Exons: 7
Coding region: 238-1725 (495 amino acids)
Biological process (GO): xenobiotic detoxification by transmembrane export across the plasma membrane
Cellular component (GO): membrane
Molecular function (GO): xenobiotic transmembrane transporter activity; antiporter activity
Source: RefSeq, a predicted model, not a curated record
GGCAUGAGCAAAGGGUAAAACCCAAAAGCAGUGGGGGUGGCCGGUGGGGCCGUGUUGUUGAAAGCCGAACAAGGCAAACCCAAGUUCUCAUCUGCUGCAAAACAGAGCAAGGUAUAAAAAUCCCUCUACCUUGUUUAAAUACAAGCAAUUAAUCUCUUUCAUAAUCAGUACAAAAGGGGACCAGUAGUGAGGCAGAAGAGGGUACAUACCGUAGUGGGUAGUGGGCACUAGCUUGAGAUGAUUACAGAGGCUGCUGGUUCAGAGGGUACUGCUUCUUCUGCACAGCCCCUGAUACUGGUAGAGGAUGGUAGCGGCAAUGGAAGAGAAUCAUACUCAAAAGACGGGAGUUGGAAGAACUACUGGAAGAAAGUUCUUGUGGAGGCGAAGCGGCAGGUGCUGUUCUCGUUGCCCAUGAUCCUUACCAAUGUUUCCUAUUACGCCAUUCUCCUUGUCUCCGUCAUGUUCGCCGGCCACCUUGGCAACCUUCAGCUCGCCGGCGCCACCCUCGCCAACUCUUGGGCUACCGUUACCGGCUUUGCUUUAAUGAUUGGCCUAAGUGGGGCACUUGAGACUCUUUGUGGGCAAGGAUUUGGUGCACAGUUAUAUGGGAUGCUGGGAAUUCAUCUGCAGGCAUCUUGCAUCAUAUCGUUCUUUUUCUCCAUCAUUAUAUCAAUCUUAUGGUAUUUUUCAGAACCUGUACUGAUCUUACUGCAUCAAGAUCGCCACAUCUCAAAAACAGCUGCUCUCUUCAUGAAGUAUCUUAUACCAGGAUUAUUUGCAUUUGGCUUCCUCAAUAACAUCUUGAGGUUUCUUCAAACGCAAUCUGUGGUUAUUCCUCUUGUUGUGUGCUCAAUGCUCCCAUUGAUCGUCCAUUUGGGCAUUGCAUAUGCAUUGGUUCAUUGGACACCUCUCGGUUAUGAGGGAGCUCCAUUAGCAGCCUCAAUUUCAUUGUGGAUAUCAUUCCUCAUGUUGGCCACAUAUGUUCUUUGUUCCAAGAAAUUUGAGCACACCUGGAAAGGAUUUUCAUUGGGUUCACUUUAUUAUGUUUUUAUGAACUUGAAACUAGCCGUGCCCUCUGCAGCAAUGGUGUGUCUGGAGUACUGGGCUUUUGAGGUUCUGGUGAUACUAGCUGGAUUGAUGCCAAACUCUGAAAAUACUACUUCCUUGAUUGCGAUGUGCGUGAGUACGGAAGCAAUCGCAUACAUGAUUACUUAUGGUCUGAGUGCCGCUGCUAGCACGAGGGUUUCCAAUGAAUUGGGAGCUGGCCAUCCAGACCGAGCUAAGAAUGCUAUGGCUGUGACUCUCAAGCUAUCCUUCCUUCUUGCUCUUGCAGUUGUAUUGGCCCUUGUCUUUGGUCAUAAUAUAUGGGCUGGCUUCUUCAGUGAUAGCGCGGUUAUAAUUAAGUCUUUCGCUUCAAUGACACCUUUUCUUGCAGUCUCUAUAAUAUUUGAUUCUGUUCAAGGUGUAUUAUCAGGAGUGGCCAGAGGAUGUGGUUGGCAGCACUUGGCUGCCUAUGCUAAUUUGGCAACCUUCUAUUUCAUUGGCAUGCCGAUUGCAUGCGUUCUUGCAUUUAAGUUGAAAUUAUAUGCUAAGGGUCUGUGGAUUGGCUUAAUAUGUGGUCUAUCAUGCCAAUCUGGGACCUUACUGUUUAUUACACUGCGCACCAGAUGGGCUGAGGUGGGGCUAUCUGUAAACAAUGACAAGGAAAUUCCAAUUUCAGUUUAAGUUCAUGUUGAUAAAUAGAUCACAACGAAAAUGCCCGGACAAAAGACAGGUUCUAAGAAGAAACAUAUGCAUUUUGUAGCCUGAGAUGAGAGAUAUGGUAGUCGCCUAGUAACAAGAAAAGCUUUUGUCAUCAAAUUGAAUCUUUCUAUUCGAGCAAACAUCAUAAACUUCUUUUUCAUCACAUGAAAAGAUUAUUGAUCCCUUGCCUCUUGGC